GGGGCGGCGGCGGAGCAGGGCUCAGGGUCUCUGCGGCCUGCAGAGCCUCCCACCUGCGUCCAUAAGGCUUUGCCUUUCCAACUUCAGCUACAGUGUUAGCUAAGUUUGGAAAGAAGACAACAAGGAAUCCCCCGGGCAGUUUCUCUUUUGCCGUUUGCCAUAGCUGUCGCUGGGGUCUGCCUGGACGAGGCUGUUGGGUUUGCAAAGGUGCCAUCGCCAGGUCCUGGGGCUCGGGUUAGCGAGCACCUGAACGAGGGCCGAAGCAGCGGCAGCCGGCAGUAGAAAGCAGGAGAGAACGAGAGGCUGGUGUCAUGAGCAGGGCCGGAGAGCAGGGCCACCAGCGAGGAUGCUGCGGGUCCUUCGCAAACUACCUGAGGUCAGCAAAAUUCCUUCUGUACCUUAGUCAUUCCCUCUCCACUUGGGGGGAUCGCAUGUGGCACUUUGCAGUGUCUGUCUUUCUGGUAGAGCUCUAUGGAAACAGUCUCCUCCUGACUGCGGUGUACGGGCUGGUGGUGGCAGGAUCUGUUCUGGUCCUGGGAGCCAUCAUCGGUGAUUGGGUGGAUAAGAAUGCCAGGCUGAAAGUGGCCCAGACGUCCCUGGUGGUACAGAACAUUUCCGUCAUCGUGUGUGGAGUCAUUCUCAUGCUGGUUUUCUUACAUAAAAAUGAGCUCCUGACCAUGUACCAUGGAUGGGUCCUUACUUCCUGCUAUAUCAUGAUCAUUACUAUUGCAAAUAUUGCAAACUUGGCCAGUACUGCGACAGCAAUAACAAUCCAGAGGGAUUGGAUCGUCGUUGUGGCGGGAGAGGACAGGAGCAAAUUAGCAGACAUGAACGCUACCAUUCGAAGGAUUGACCAGCUCACCAACAUCUUGGCCCCCAUGGCUGUGGGUCAGAUUAUGACGUUUGGGUCCCCAGUCAUUGGCUGCGGCUUCAUCUCAGGGUGGAAUUUGGUGUCUAUGUGUGUGGAGUACUUUCUGCUGUGGAAGGUCUACCAGAAGACCCCUGCCCUGGCUGUGAAAGCUGCUCCUAAAGGAGAGGAAGCUGAAUUGAAACAGCUGAAUGUACAUAAAGAUACUGAGCCAAAACCCGUGGAGGGCACCCACCUGAUGGGUGAGAAAACCCCCAACAUUCCUGAACUUGAACACGAGCAAGAGCCCAGCUGUGCAUCUCAGAUAGCGGAGCCCUUCCGCACCUUCCGAGACGGAUGGGUCUCCUACUACAACCAGCCGGUGUUCCUGGCUGGCCUGGGUCUUGCUUUCCUCUACAUGACUGUCCUGGGCUUUGACUGCAUCACCACGGGCUAUGCCUACACUCAGGGGCUGAGCGGGUCCGUCCUCAGCAUCUUGAUGGGCGCCUCGGCCGUCACCGGCAUCAUGGGAACGGUGGCUUUCACCUGGCUGCGCCGGAAGUGUGGACUGGUUCGGACCGGUCUGAUCUCAGGCUGGGCCCAGCUCUCCUGUCUCGUCCUGUGUGUGAUCUCAGUGUUCAUGCCCGGAAGCCCCUUGGACUUGUCCGUUUCUCCUUUUGAAGUUACUCGUUCCAGGUUCACCCAAGGAGAACCAGUGUCCACAACCACCAGGAUACCCGAGACCAUCUUCCCCACCGAGAUGCACAUGUCCAACAGGUCUGACGCCGGGGCCGCCAUCCUGGAGAUCAGCCCCAGGCCGGUGCCCAUCAUCUCCGUGAGCCUGCUCUUCGCAGGCGUCAUUGCUGCUAGAAUCGGUCUCUGGGCCUUUGACUUAACUGUGACACAGCUGCUACAAGAGAAUGUCAUUGAGUCGGAAAGAGGCAUCAUCAACGGUGUGCAGAACUCCAUGAACUACCUGCUCGACCUCCUGCACUUCAUCAUGGUCAUCCUCGCCCCCAACCCCGAAGCUUUCGGCCUGCUCGUGUUGAUUUCGGUCUCCUUCGUGGCAAUGGGCCACAUUAUGUAUUUCCGAUUUGCCCACAAAACUCUGGGCAACCAGCUCUUUGCUUGUGGUUCUCAGGAAAAAGAAGUUUCAGAAGAAAAUCAAGCCAACGCAUCUGAUGUGUGAGGCAGUUUAACUGUUGCUAUCCCUGUUACUAGAUUAUGUUGAGCCCCUGUGCUUAUUUUUGUACUUCAGAAUUCCAAUACAUGCCUGGGUAUUUCUCUCUGGUUUUACCACAGCUAUGCCUGAGGGGCUAAGAGCUAGUUAGGAAAUCUAAACCAGCACACAGGAGCAGGUUAACUUCCCUUACAUGUAGGUGUAGAAAAAAAGAAAACGAAAAUGCAUCAGUAUAGGGAGACCAUAUUGAUUAAAGUGAAUUUUUCUGUUCUUCUGAGUCAAUGAAAAUUUAACUUUAAACAGUAAACAUGUGAAUUAAAUUAUUCUUUGACAGAUAUUUAUUAUCUGAACUAGAAUUCAGAUAAGUCAGUCUUCCCUAAAACUCUUAUUCAAAGCUAGCCAGUUUACUCGAUUUGUGUCUUAUUUAUCAGAUACAUUAUGAACACAUGUUCUCCCCAAGUAUGAAGACUACUGUUAGAUAAACAGUAUUAUCCUUAUUGAUCCUAUUGGUCCUAAGGGGUUCAAAGUAUAGAAAAAUGAAAUGCUUGGCUAGAAUUCUCUAAUAGCAUUUAUGGUUUAACUUUAGAGAGCACUUUCAUAUUUUUAUUAUAAAAAAGGCAAAAUGUUGUAUUAAGCAUACGUAGCUCUUCAUAAAAUGGCUAUCGUGUAAGCUACUGGUAGAAGCGAAGCUGGAAAUAGAUUUAUGAAGCAGUGGAUGUGUAAGGAGAUCGAAUGUGCCAGUAGGUUGACCAUAGGAACUAGGAGCUAAAAGCUACAGGAGUGAAAUCCUAAUUUGACCUGUGCCACUAUCACUCAUAAUAUCUCUCUUCUACCGUGGGACAGUGGGCCGUGGACGUUACAUAUCCAAAGAUACCCUUCCUUGGGAAAGUUUAUGUCUAGAAAUUAUUUGAAUGACUUUUUACAUACUCAGAUAGAACACUUUUACUGUACUAUGUCCAGAUGUUAUCUUUACAUUGUUCUACAGCAAGAAUUGCAGAAAAGGUUUUCCUUCAAAAGAAUAGACCAAAAAAAUGUUUGUGGCUAUUUUUAAAAACUGUUUCACAAGUCCGUUCGCAACGUGCCAGUACCGGUGAGGUACCAUGCCUUAACCUUUCAUGCACUUUCAUGGAGACUGCAGUACGUGCACUUUCUGUAUCUUGGAGGUUUAUUCUUUUUCUUCACCUUUCUACAGUAUGAUGUAAUGAGUUGCUAUGUUGUAAAAUCUUUGUAAAAUAUUUCUAUAUAAAAAUAUUUUUAAAGUCUUA
Molecule: messenger RNA, 3292 nt
Organism: Octodon degus (degu)
Lineage: Eukaryota; Metazoa; Chordata; Mammalia; Rodentia; Octodontidae
Gene: Slc40a1
Product: solute carrier family 40 member 1
Exons: 8
Coding region: 312-2036 (574 amino acids)
Biological process (GO): iron ion transmembrane transport
Cellular component (GO): basolateral plasma membrane
Molecular function (GO): peptide hormone binding; iron ion transmembrane transporter activity
Source: RefSeq, a predicted model, not a curated record